AUGCACUUAGAAGUUACUGUUUUUCUCUUCUUAAUCCUUCCAGGUGCGCAUAAAGUGCACUGCACUGAAGAUUUGAUGCGUGUUGAAAUCGGUCUGCCAGACAUCAGUAGCAACAGCAAUAAUGAGAAGCCACAAAUAUACCUUGAGGGAUUGAAAGGUUAUCCAGACGAACGUUGUCAGCCCGAAAUAAACGGUUCAUUGGCAGAAUUUCGGCUUUCGUUAAGCGAUUUUUAUGAAUGUGGCGUAACGCGCAUGGUUAAUCAAUUAACGGGUAAAAAAGUUUACUACCACAAAAUUAUAAUUGAAACUGGUAACGGUAAGGAAAUCGUCAGUGUUAAAUGCAUUACCAGCGGUCCAACUUACAACGUACUACUGAACGCCACAACACGAGAACAGCCACGAAUCGUGCUGCAGCAGCAGCAGCAACAUCAUGGAAUCGUUAGAAGAGAUGUAUUGCCUGCUGGAUUUCAAGAGCCAGACGACUUAGAAAUCACCACUUCAUUAACGAAUCAUGCACCUGAGCCGCGGUUGGCUAUUGGAGUGAUACAGAAUGGAAAUAAAGUAAAUGGCGAUUUAACUAUAGUGCCCGGCACUCCUUUGACAAUGGAAAUUAACUUAGACCGUGAAUCAGCGCCAGUUUAUGGCUUAGGUGUUAAUUACUUGGAAGUAACUGACACUCGCUCCCUAUCAGAGACCAUAAUUUUUAAAGGCUGUACUGUAGAUCCUUAUCUCUUUGAAAACUUCAAUACAAUUGAUGGUGACGUUUUGAAUGCUAAAUUUAAAGCUUUCAAAUUUCCGGAUUCCUCAUAUGUACAAUUCCGUGCCACAGUGAAUGUAUGUUUGGAUAAAUGUUUGGGAACACAAUGUUCCAAUGGGCAAAUUGGUUAUGGCCGCAGAAGACGUGAUACUUCUGAAGCUCUGAGCGCCACAACGCUUAUGGACACAAAUAAAGUGUAUGAAAUCUCUUUGGCUACAUUUAUAAAAAUAAACGAUAUCGAAGGCGUUAACAGAAAUGAAGUACUCCAGUUGGAAGAGAAGUUACGUGAACUGAAAUUAGCAAAUCAGCGCUUAGCACGCAACAGUCGCGGCAAUUUCGUUGAAAGUUUUAAAGGCGUCGAGCAAGCACCAAUGUCAGUUCCUGCAUUCGUUGUUGAUGAAAAAGAAUUAAAUCCGGCAAAUACUGGAACACAAAUAAUGGGCUUCAAUGCCUACUUCGUCUUCAUACUGCCAGUUACCGUUUUACUUUGUAAACUGUUGUAAAUAUUUCUGAAUAAACAAAUUUUAUAUUCAGCUUAAACAUAUAAAGAUACUUACACUUUAAGGAAAACCCGUGUAAAUCUCAAUAAUAUUUGAAACAAUAAUUUUAUCAGGUUAUUUUAAGAGAUCUUAUUCAAAUCAGAUAUAUUCUUAAAAAUUAAAUAUAUAUACUAAAACUGCCAUUUUAA
Teleopsis dalmanni is the source of this 1445-nucleotide messenger RNA. RefSeq lists its product as uncharacterized. Bases 1 to 1260 code for a protein of 419 amino acids. The record is from RefSeq and is a predicted model, not a curated record. The transcript is spliced from 6 exons. NCBI's taxonomy places the organism in Eukaryota, Metazoa, Arthropoda, Insecta, Diptera, Diopsidae.